Messenger RNA from Diabrotica balteata, 5660 nucleotides. Lineage: Eukaryota; Metazoa; Arthropoda; Insecta; Coleoptera; Chrysomelidae. The record is from the annotation of a GenBank genome assembly.
CUCGUAAGGAAGAGAAGAAGAGAGAAGUAACCUUGUUUAAACACAUCAGUGUCAAAAAAUAGAAAUUUUUUAAGACUCCAAAAUAUUUAUUUUUGUACAAUGUAUUGUUGUUAAGUGUAAAAAUACUAGUAGUGCGUGAGUGAGAGUAUGUUAAAGUUUGGCAGCAAAAGAAGCACAUAUAGCACAAUUCUAGGAAAAACGAGAGGGUGUCCAGUGAAGCGAGGGACGAAUGCAGAGAGAGCAGAGUUUCGAGCUCGGCCAGGUGACCCCCGUCAGUCCAACCAACGGCUCUACCAGAAACCGAGAUGACCAUCGUGGACCUCCCCCCGCAGAUGAGGAAGAUGGAAAACUAUCAUCUGCACUCGACAGGGACACUGAGACCUCAGCUGAUCCUAGAGUUAGUGCCGAGCAACGUGUGAUAUUUAUCAAUAGGACGCAACCGCCAGUUUCCAAAUUUGUUAAUAAUAGGGUAUCAACAGCCAAAUACAGUAUUGUAAGAUUCAUACCGCUGUUCCUUUUCGAACAGUUCCGAAGAUGGGCCAACGUGUUUUUUCUUAUGAUAGCGAUGUUACAACAGAUCCCCGACGUCUCGCCCACCGGCCGAUACACCACUUUAGUGCCUCUAAUUUUUAUAUUAUCUGUAUCUGCCAUCAAGGAAAUUAUAGAGGAUGUCAAAAGACAUAGAGCCGAUGACGAAACGAACCAUAGAAAAGUAGAAGUGCUUAGAGGGGAUAACUGGAUAUAUGUGCGGUGGAAGAACGUAGUAGUAGGGGAUAUAGUGAAAGUUUGGAACAACAAUUUUUUUCCAGCAGAUCUGGUCCUUUUAUCUUCAAGUGAGCCUCAAGGAAUGAGUUUUAUCGAAACCGCAAAUUUGGACGGAGAGACUAACUUGAAAAUCAGACAAGCUCUGCCUAGUACCUCCACUUUGACGAGCAUACAAGACUUGGCGCAGCUGUUCGGUACUAUUGAGUGUGAGCCGCCCAAUAAACACUUAUAUGAAUUCAACGGUGUCAUUAGACAGUCCGGACGAUCUCCCGAACCUCUUGGACCGGACCAGAUUCUUCUCCGCGGUGCCAUCUUGCGAAACACCUCGUGGGUGUUCGGAAUCGUGAUAUACACCGGCCACGAGACAAAGCUGAUGAAGAACUCGGCCAUGGCGCCCUUGAAGCGUUCUACAGUUGAUAAGAUGACCAACGUCCAGAUCCUUCUACUGUUCGGUGUGCUGUUCGUGAUGUGCUUGAUCUGUUCCAUUUUUAACGUUUUGUGGACCAAAAGUCAUGCUGAUCGUGACUGGUAUAUUGGCUUAGAAGAUCAUUCCUAUAAUUUUUUCUACAACUUACUUACAUUUUUGAUUCUUUUUAAUAAUUUGAUACCAAUAUCACUUCAAGUAACAUUGGAAGUCGUCAGGUUCAUUCAGGCUAUAUUUAUCAACAUGGAUGCAGAAAUGUACCACGCAGAGACAAACACUCCUGCAAUGGCGAGAACUUCUAAUCUGAACGAAGAGCUGGGGCAAGUCAAGUAUGUUUUUUCCGAUAAGACUGGCACCCUGACGAGAAACAUUAUGGAAUUUAAGAAGCUAGCUAUCGGUAGGGAUGUCUUCACGACCACAGACAACGUAGAGGACUCGAUCUUAGUAAAGAACCUUCGCGACGGCCACAAGAAUGCUAACUUAAUGCGAGAAAUGCUCGUUCUUCUAUCUGUGUGUCAUACAGUCAUUCCCGAGAAGACGCCAGAAGGUGAAGUGAUUUACCAUGCAGCAUCCCCGGAUGAGAGGGCGUUAGUAUAUGGUGCUGCCAAAUAUGGAUACGUCUUCGAAAGCAGAACUCCAGAUCAUGUAGAAAUCGAUGCGUUAGGCACCAGGGAAAGAUAUGAGAUACUGACUGUACUUGAGUUUACUUCGGCAAGAAAGAGGAUGAGCGUUAUAGUGAGGGAUCCCAAAGGUAAAAUUAAGCUGUUCUGUAAAGGCGCAGACUCGGUUAUAUACGAAAGACUGGACAACAACUCCGGUAGAGAGCAUUGCGAAGUUCUUCUUCAACAUUUGGAGCAUUUCGCCAGCGAAGGAUUGAGAACUUUAUGUUGCGCAGUGGCAGAAUUGAAAGAAGCUGAUUUUGAGCACUGGAAAGAGAUGUAUCAUAAAGCCAGCAUAUCCCUACAACAUAGAGAAGAAAAAAUCGAGGAAGCUGCAAAUCUGAUAGAACGUAAAUUGAAAUUGGUCGGUGCUACUGCCAUAGAAGAUAAAUUACAAGAAGGUGUACCUGAUACGAUAGCAGCUCUACUUCAAGCUGAUAUUAAUGUCUGGGUGUUGACGGGUGAUAAACAAGAAACUGCCAUAAACAUUGGAUACUCUUGCAGACUUCUAUCCCAAGGGAUGCAGCUGAUUAUUCUUAAUGAAGACGGAUUGGACAAAAGUAGGGAAGCAAUUCUAAGACAUUGCGAAGACAUCGGAGUAAAUUUGGAAAAACAAAACGAGCUGGCACUGAUAAUUGACGGAAAAACAUUGACGUAUUGUUUGACGUGUGAACUAAGGAACGAUUUCCUCAGACUGUGUGUUUCCUGCAAAGUGGUGAUCUGCUGUAGGGUGUCGCCGAUGCAGAAAGCCGAAGUAGUGGAAUAUGUAACUAAAUAUACGAAGACGGUUACACUCGCCAUUGGUGAUGGUGCCAACGACGUAGCUAUGAUCCAGAAGGCGCAUGUCGGAGUGGGAAUAUCGGGAGUGGAAGGUCUUCAAGCUGCUUGCGCUUCGGACUACAGUAUAGCGCAAUUCAGGUUCCUGUUGAGAUUAUUGUUAGUACACGGGGCUUGGAACUACUCAAGAAUGUGUAAGAUCAUCCUGUAUAGUUUUUACAAGAACAUUUGUCUCUACGUCAUCGAACUGUGGUUUGCAAUCUACUCAGGCUGGUCCGGGCAGAUCCUCUUCGAGCGGUGGACCAUUGGUCUCUACAACGUUAUAUUCACAGCGCUACCUCCUCUAGCUAUGGGUUUGUUCGACAAACCUUGCAGCUCUGACAAGAUGAUGCAGUUCCCGAAGCUCUACAAACCUUCCCAGAGUGGAGAGCUGUUCAACAUUAAAGUUUUUUGGGUGUGGAUCAUAAACGGAAUGGUGCAUUCGGCUCUCUUGUUUUGGCUGCCUUUACUGGCUUACCAACACGACAUUUUGUGGCUAAAUGGACACGACGGAGGAUAUUUGGUUCUCGGGAAUUGUGUGUAUACGUACGUCGUGAUCACAGUUUGUCUAAAAGCGGGACUUGUGACGAACUCCUGGACGUGGUUGACCCAUUGCGCGAUAUGGGGAUCUAUAGUGUUAUGGUUUCUCUUUAUUAUUGUCUACAGUUUGUUUUGGCCUACCAUACCUUUUGGGUCAGUUAUGUCGGGGAUGUACAUCAUGGUGUUUUCUUCGACUCUGUUCUGGUUAGGCCUGUUUGUUGUGCCAAUUGUUACUGCGUUGCCUGAUUUUACUAUUAAAAUUAUCCACGGAACCAUUUUUAAAUCUCUGACGGAUCUCAUACGGGAGAGCGAGAUCAAGAAAAGCGACCCGGAAGUGUACAGGGGCGAGCCGAAAAAUUCACUGUCUGAGACUGCCCGGCUGCUGAGGAACGUCUUCACCAGGAGGAGCACGGCUCCCAGGAUCGAACAAGAUGUCGAACUAUCACACGGUUUCGCUUUUUCCCAAGAAGAAGGAGGAGCAGUAUCGCAAUCAGCCGUUAUAAGAGCCUACAACACCAACAUCCCGAAGCCUGACGGAAUGUAGAAGCACGCCAGCGGGAAGUCUCGAAAGUACUUAUGUUCCUUUCGGAUCAAAAUGUAAAACUGACAGAUAAAACAGAAAAUUUUAUUGCUCGGUACAACCUGAUCUUCUGCGUCUCGCUAUCAACGUGAUUGACAGAAGACUCGGUUGUUCCGGAUUAUUUUUUUACGAAAAUUCUAACAGAGUUAUAUAAAAUGCAUAAUGUGUGUUUUAAAGGUAAAAUUUUGAACGUUAGAGUAGGUUGAAUUGGUUUUUUAUAGUACCAACGGAAGAGGUGAGUAGCAGAAGAAGCUGUUUCAUUUGAUACAGUUUGAGAUGUUGAGAUCCAAACUAAACUUACUUUAUACAUGCCUCUAUUGAUUAUUUUAGAGGAUAAGGCUACACAGUAUCUCAAACUGUAAACGAAUAUCCAUAUAGUUUCUUCUUUCGCUCACUUCUUCAAUGUUUGUGUAUAAUUUUUGCACAUAUAGGAACAUUAUUACUACUUGUUAUGUUACGGUAUUUUCGUAAAAAUUUACAACUAUUUUUAGGCAGUAACUCUUCUGGAGUUAUAGUCACUACUUUGUAUUGAUAUAGAAGUUAUAUUUUGACAUGUUUAAAAAUCUGUUGAUGAAAAUAUGUGUAUAGACUUACAGUAGAAUAAAAAAUUGAUCACCUAACCUAACAUAACCUCUAACUUUCUGUGAAAUGCAACCUGAAACCACAAGCACUAAAAUAUGAUGGUCAGUUUUAUGAUGUAACAUCAAAGAUUGGAAUAGCUACGAUACUGGAGAACUGAAUGGUCAAAGCAAACAAAAAUCCUAAACAACACCUUCGCAGGAAAUCGAAGAUUGGACGUGCCAUGUGGUCGAUAAGUGACAAAAUAGAAUUUACAUUAUUCAGUCAACAGAUUUUUAACAGUACUUACAAGAACUGAAAUUGCCUUGGUUGGUGAUUAUUCUUUCUAGAUUUAGGAAACUUUACCAACGAAUCUGGUGUCUUAAUGAGAGUAACGAUGCAGAUUAUACAUAUCACAAAUCUGUGGUACGUUUUUUACUUACAUUUUCUGACAUUUGUGUUUAGAUGUACAGCCGUCGCAUCAGUUUUUACUACAAUUAUUGUAUUUUUACCACCAAAUGAAGUGAAAUGCUGAAUUGAAACAAUUUUACAGUUAAAUAAAAAAAGAAAAUGAAAGAGAAGUAUCUAAAGGUGCUGUAUAAGACCGAUGGUAUUUAUUUUUAGUACUUGUUGGACACAUUCCUGUUUAAUAUUGUUUUCAGAUAAGGAUUUGCGUAUUUCAAUUUCUAAUCUUGAAAGUUUUGGUACAACUGUUAAAGUUAUGUGCCGUCGCAUCAGUUUUUAUUACUAAUAUGCUGUUUUAAGAUCAAGAUGAAGUGAAAUAUUGAACUGAAAUAAUUGUAUAACUGGAUCAAAAAGAUUAGUAACACUUCACUAUUAUUACAUUUUGACACGAAUACGUCGUGAAUUGUCACCAACCAAGUAAUUUCAGCAUUAUUUUUUAUAUUGUCCAUCGUAACGAAAUUAUGUUGAUCUACUUAUUUAAUAAGUCUAAAAGUGUAAAUAUUAAUUUUAAAAAGUUAUGUUUUAUGUAAACCAUCCAUUGUUAAGUUUGAUUUUUUUUUAAUUUUAGUAUUAGAUCAUGUAACUUUUAUAUAAUUGUUGAUGCAGAUGUUGGAGUUUAUGUUUAUAGUUUAUUUUUUAUUGAAGAGGAAGAUUUUCUGGAAUUUGUAAAAUAAAUUGCGAUCAUUUUCAUUUUAAUUAUUGUUGUUCCAAGCUAUCUAAUGAUUUUUCAGAUAAAAACAACUUUGUUUACAGUGGGUGAUAUCUGUAGUAGUAUAUAUAAUGGCGUCCAACGUGGGGCUUUCGUAAAAAAGGCUCCCAACUUAAAACUGUAUAGGCGUCAUAAAGUGUUGGA